Molecule: messenger RNA, 5052 nt
Organism: Spodoptera litura
Lineage: Eukaryota; Metazoa; Arthropoda; Insecta; Lepidoptera; Noctuidae
Gene: DUBAI
Product: Deubiquitinating apoptotic inhibitor
Biological process (GO): protein deubiquitination
Cellular component (GO): cytosol; nucleus
Molecular function (GO): cysteine-type deubiquitinase activity
Source: RefSeq, a predicted model, not a curated record
AUGUCGCUCUACCAAUCUCUUCUACCUACUUAUUUCGUGCAUUGUGCGAUUCAUGGAAGUAGUGGAGUAAAAUCAAUCUUUGUUUGUUUAACAAAAUCCAAUUUUAGUUCCCUAUUUAGAAAUUGGUACUGUGUUCGUGAACGUAAAUACUCUAAAUUACCUACCUUUAAUAGCCUAGAGAUUUUUUCAAUAGUCAAGUUAUAUAGAUCGUGCGUAGCAGUAAUAGCAAUCUCUGUGGUUUUACAGGCAGGGAACUCGGUGGUCACUGUUGACGAAAAAAUGUGUCCUUAUUCAUUUGCGAAUGGAAAAUAUUGGUCUUAAUUGUAUUCCUGUUUGAGACGCGACGAUGCAAUCUCUGGCUUUCCAUCAUAGAUUCAAAAGAUAGUGCUAUACGGGACAAUGAAUAUUGCUAAAAUUGAUGAAAUUUGGUGUGUUGCGUAGAAGAACUUUGUCGUAAAGGAUUCGUAAUAAAAUAAACUCUCAAAAAUGGCGGUGAAAAAGCACGAACUGGUUCAUGACAAUCGAAAUCAAUUGGAUCUGCUGGCAUUGGAACAAUACAUUCAACUGAUGAAUGAUCAGACAGACUAUAUGCCUCCACCACCUCAAGAACUCGUGAAAAAUUGUCAGGACAUUGUCAAAUGUCUUGCUCGUGCAUCUGGCAAUGAAGAGCAGAUGUGGAGUCUGUUACAAACUGUGGAAGAAUAUUUGCUUCGAAUUGUGAACACGGUUCACAGUAGUAUUCGUCACGAAAUUGUAACAGCAAUUCUUGACAAAUUCUACACGUUCAUCUCCGAUCCUCAAUCGGACGCUUAUCCUGCCGCAUCUGUGGUUCUUAUCGUGCUAGACUGCUCAGACGCAGAGGGUAAUUUGUCAGCAGCUCGCUGGCUAGUACAGCAGGGAGAUAACGGUCCGGCAGGAGCAGGUCUGAGAGCUUCUUUGUCUUGCCUCUAUUGCUGGUUACACGAGUGGCACGGUACUCCUGCAUUAGGAGAUUGGGUUUUGGCUUUUAUAAAAGCCUUAGAGGAAAAUGAACGCUUUGACAUCUUGAUUGAGGUAUCGGUAGAUAACUUGGGUCGCCUUUUCUUAGCUUUGAAUGACCCUGUAACACUCCGACAGUCUGUAGCCGAGGUCAUUUUCCACGUGUUGGCGUCACUUCGCGAAUCUACUGAGGCUUUUGAUAGGAUUGCACCCCACGUUGGUCGUGUUUUGGCUAAUCUUGCCAACGAUAGCGGUCAGUGGAGCCGUCAGCUUCUACAAAACGUGGUUGACAUUUUAACAGCUACAGUCGACGGACAUGUCGAUGCUUUAAAAGGCGAUGCUCAGGAUAUGUUUAAAGACAAAUAUGAUGAUGUGAUUUUAUGCUUGGAACGACAUAUGGCCUCUCGUGGUUGCCGCUAUCUGCAGCAACACCCUUGGCGCGCUCGUAACGUUUGCUUGACCAGUGUAAGCACACACGCACCAAUGAGGAAAGUGGGGCUCCUGAAUCUUGGCAACACCUGCUACAUGAACAGCGUCAUGCAGGCUCUGCUUGUCACCAGACAAUUUAGCACUCACGUUGUGCUGAAGAUGACCGCUAUGCCGUAUUGGGCGAAGAUGGGCAUCCUGUUCGGCAAGAUGAUGCACUCCAUCACUACCAAACUGAACCCGGACGAGUUCUUUGCUGUGGUGAAGCCACCAUUCUUCACCAGGGACAACCAACACGACAGCUCCGAGUUCUUGGGAUAUUUGUUUGAGCUGCUGCAGUCUUAUGAGCACUGCUCUGAUCUGAACUUCGAUUACACUCGCCCAGCUGUGCUGUCCAGCCACAGCCGUCUGCGUAUAGUGUCACAGACAACUCAACAGGCUGCACAGUCUACAAGUACCGAUGUCAAUGACAACAAUAAUGGGGAGCCCGGACCCAACCGCCGUUCAGUGUCGCCCCGCCCUAGUAGCAGUGCUGCUGGAUCCAGCUCCGGUGUACACAAGCGCUCAGGCACAGAGAUGGAGAACGUCCCUCCAAAGAAACGGCUCCGUAUGUAUGAGUCUGCGUUCCUGCGACGCGACUCUUUCAUUGACAGCAUGUUUGGCGGAGUCCUGCUUACUCGUGUAGAGUGCACCGAGUGCCACUCGUCGUCACUCUCCCGUGACGUAUUCCGUGAUCUGCAACUAGCGUUCCCUGACAAACCAGAAGGCUGGCAACACAACGUACAGAGCCUGCUCGAGUAUUACUGCUCCAAAGAGAGCCUAACAGGCGAGAAUCAGUACCAGUGCCGUGACUGCGGAGUGCUACGUGACGCUGAAAGAAGCGUGCUCAUCGAAACCACUCCCAAGUACCUGAUUCUCGUGCUUAAGAAUUUCAAAUUUGACCCGAAGCUCCAGGUCCAGACGAAACUGAUGCACUCAAUGUAUCACAACCACACCAUCACGUUGCCGACGGUCCGCUCUCAGGCUGUACACGCCUCCUACACCCUGUACGCGGCCGUCAUACAUGCUGGAACAACUCUUGAUUCGGGCCACUAUUACACUCUGGCCAAAGACAAUGAUCAGUGGAAUAUGUACAACGACGACGUUGUCACGACGUCUGACGAAAGCCAACUUAAUGGUUUGAACCGCUCGAGUACGCCCUACAUCUUGUUCUACAGGCGCACAGAUAUUGAAGAGGGCACAGCUCCCUCUAUGGAAGAGCUUCCCCCUAAAGUGCAGGAGACCGUGAUGUCUCACAACAAGCAGUACGUCGAGACUGUCCGGAAAAUGCGUCUAGCGCGUCCAUGACAGUUAAGGUCUGACAAGCACAUCGAUUUCUCGGUGUUGGACCACGCUGUUGCCGAAUAGGAAUAUCUAUUUUAUCAUCUUACAAUAACAUGGACUCUAGAAGUGAACUAUAUAUGUUACGGUCGUUGCAAAGCAGUGGCGAUUAAGAUCACGUCACAAAAUUAAAAAAACUUUAAGAAUACAGGAAAUUGUGCAUCCAGCUCCGCCUAUUUUGCUAUUCUGGCUGACAGUCUCCCUCUGUGCUUUGUAAUGACUAUUAAUUAGGAAACACGAAGCCUCGUCAACUUACCGCAAUUCAAAGAACAUAUAGAAUGUGACGACUAUUUCUACGUGAUCGCUACGACAGGUUUUGUUUUUCGAAAGUCCUCGACAGGAAUAUGAGUUCUAUACAUAAAUAUUUGCUAUCAUCCAUUAUGUAUCAGUGAGUGUUAGUAUUUGUUGGAUGUACGAAGAUAAAUAUAUUAUGUGCUAUAAAAUAGAGAGGAGUGAAUAAAUAUUUAUAUUUUAAAUCUCUAAAUCCUAUUCGUUCUAGAAGAACUAUUUACUGUGAAAAUAUAUACGUCAAGAGACUGGAUUGCUCUUGUUAAAGACUACCUAUAUAUACGGGACUCCUCUCUGCAACUAAAGAUCAAAUCAUUUGUUGGAUUCGGUCCAUACUUCCAGGGAACCCCUGUAUAUGUAUACAAAACAGUUAAGUAUAUCGGAUUGUAUUAUUUACAUAACGUAUGAAGCGGCUUGAAGAAAAAUGUGCAUGAAAUUAGAAUUAUUUAAAUUAUUUUUACUUUAUGUCAUUUUACUGUCGCAGUAUAUUGGCAUUGGCAAGUCUCUAAUGCCAUAAUAAGCAUGCGAUUUACUAUCAUGCGAAACAUUCAAGGGGACAUUGAAUGCACCCUACGGCUUAAGAAACAUUUCGUGCAGUCUGUUUACAAUUUUACAGGAUAUUUAGACCGUAACAUAUAUACAUAAAAAGUUGAAAAUAAAAUUCAGUAUCGUCGUUUAUGUACCUAUAACUAAUAUAUAAGUGAACCACGUUAACAUAAGUCUUUAAAGUUAUCAUCUGCGACAUUUUGCAAUAAAUCUCGUUAUUUUUAUUAAAGUUAUAAAUGUUAGAAUAAUUUAAAAAUGAUAUUAUAGAUAUGUAUUCGUGUUGAUAUUGCAUAAUAUAUUCAUUUUAAAAUCAUUAAAUUUUAUCAAUAUAAUGUGUGUUAUUGGUAGUUUAAAUAAAUGGAAAGAUUUCAGUGAAUUCAGAAAAAAAAAUCAUGUUAAGAUUAUCGUAUAUCCUUAGAGUAAGUAGAUAAAGGAAGACGCAGUGAGAGGCGCUGCGGUCGCUAGAGCUAGUGUUUUAAUGUUAUCACAUUAUAAUAAUAUAGUGACGUAAUUUUGAAUACAUCUGCAUGUUCCGUGUUUUAAUAGUAUCCAAUCGCUGAAAUCCUCCACUCUUAUUAAAUCAUCUUAUUAAUGUGUAAGUGACGAGAUUUGUUGCAAAUGUCUAUCAGUUUUACUUGACUUGUCACUUUAUAUUUUGUUAUAUUUUAAACAAGAAAAUUUUUAACGUUUACUAGUUUUUGAGUCAUUUGGCAGACAGGUACCUAUACUUUUAUUUGUAGAUAAGUUUAUAGUGUGCCAAUUUUUCAAAAUUGUUCGUGUCACUCAUAUUUAGUUUUCUAAAUAUCGAAAGUCAAAGUAUUUUCAUAAUCGUGGAGCGUCAUUUUCAUAUUAACUCACGAUUUUAAAAUGUUAUUAGCGUGUUUUCUGGCACUCGUCAUAAAUUAAGCAAAUUGUGUAAUAAUGAUAUAUAAUAACUUUCUAUUCAAGUCGUAGUUGAAUAUAUUUCCUCCGUACAUUGGCGCUCUAUGUUACCGUAUUUACAUACAUUAAAUAUUGUUAUACAUUCUGACAACACUGUCUUAGUGUACUAUCCUAUGUGUCUCAGAUAGAUGUAUUAAUGUUAAACAAAAUAAUGUAAGUUCGUGUUUUAUGUGCAUUUGCUUAUAUUAAUGUAUUUUAAAAUCAAAAUAUCGUUUACUAACUCAUCUGUUCCAAGUAUGAAUUUGUUGCCUCUGGAAUUGUAUCUUGUUUCACUUGAAUGUUUAUGUUAACAGCGUCAUUACGUACGAUGCACACUGAACGCCGCUAUACAAUGGAGCGCUCAAAACUACCUUUUUGAGUAUUGUUGAAAUUUUCUUGUUUAAUAUUUUUGUGGGUAUACUCGUAUUGCAAUUAUCUUAUUUCUUUAUUUUUGUUUUUCCUAAGAAACAUUUCCCUACACUAGGAUUUUUCCGCUGUGUCGUGGGUGUGUUU